AUGUCACCGACUCUAUUUGCAUGUUUGGACAUUGAAACAGCGUCGAGGACCACCCGCUUGGUGUUGAUUUGGCGCCGUUCCGUCGGACUAUUCUUUGCGGGGCCGAUGCAUUGUCAGGCGACAUGUUUGGCGCGCGCUUUCACGCCCGUCGAACCCAUUAUUUCUUCACCUGAGAAUUUCUUGACAGCUGCGAUAACGAAGCGUCAUUUUUUCCGGUUCAUCGAAAAUGCCUAUAAGUUUUACUUAGACGUGCAAGUUUCGAAGGCACCGGAAGCGCGAUUUGAUCUGGACGGGGUCGGGGUUGCCAGCAGGAGAACUGGUCGGCCGUCGCCCUCGCGCCUGAUUCGGGUCGGAGCGCGCCCGCGGGAUCGUCACCUUGCGAACAGCCUCGAAGCUCUGUCGUAA
Soboliphyme baturini is the source of this 405-nucleotide messenger RNA. NCBI's taxonomy places the organism in Eukaryota, Metazoa, Nematoda, Enoplea, Dioctophymatida, Soboliphymatidae. The record is from the annotation of a GenBank genome assembly.